Messenger RNA from Oncorhynchus mykiss (rainbow trout), 2412 nucleotides. RefSeq names its product growth differentiation factor 15 (gene gdf15). The record is from RefSeq and is a predicted model, not a curated record. Gene Ontology annotation, molecular function: growth factor activity; cytokine activity. Lineage: Eukaryota; Metazoa; Chordata; Actinopteri; Salmoniformes; Salmonidae. Gene Ontology annotation, cellular component: extracellular region.
AGGCAAAAAUGUGCUGAGAAGUAGCUGGUCUGGUUCGUGCUGCUGCUUUGGAAGUGUUAUGGCAGUUUGAAAAGUACUGAGGCAAACACUGUCUCACCACACAUUUUACGGUGGCUCUGCUUUAGUGGAAGUCAUAGAUUAGGCUUAGUCAUAGCUCAUAUCAUCAUAGCUUAUUGUAUUUACAACACAUAUUGAUACCACUAAUAUGAGCGGUAUUAUACAUGGUUAUAUGCAGUAUUUUGUAUGGAAACAAUCCAUUGAACUCAAUCAAUACAUGAAAGGUUCAACUGUUUUCAGACAUGAAUUAUAUUAAUUUCUUCUAAGGAGUACUAUACAAAGCGUGCUUUCCCACCUUGUGGAACAUGAUAGAUAAUGCAUGCUACAUAAUCCUCUACAUAAUGAAGAGUGCUCACCUGACAUCAAGGAGAGGUGUGGCCAUGCAGGAGCUGUAUAAAUGAAAGCAUGUCUGGAAUUUCAUUCAUAACAUUGACAACCCCAGACAGGGUGCACCUCUGAGAACAAACCAACCAUGCCUAGCUCAGUCGCACUGCGUUUUCUCUUCUCUUGGGUGGCCCUCCUCUCCAGCCUCCAUCAGGGGGAGGGCCGGCCCCGCCUGGCCAAAGACAGUACACCCCACCUGGGGCAGGAGGAGAGCCAGAGGGCCCUGCUCCUGGAGGCAGUGAAGACAGGCAUCUUGAGCUCCGUGGGGAUGGAGAAAGAGCCCAGGCCCAGGGAAUUGGCUUCAGAGGAGGAGCUGAGGAGGAUGCAUCAGCUCUACAAGGAAACACUGAGGCAGCUGACAGGGAACUCCAGUCAGGGGGGGGAAUCCCGGCAUUCCCCUUGGAGGACAUCCACCCUGCUUCUCCCAGCCACAGUGGAGCCUUUCAAAGUGCUUCGGACUGAUGAGGAACACACAUCAGAUGUGCUUUGGUACAGAGCUGUCUUCCACAAGAACCCAAACAUCAGGAAGGAUCUCACUUUGGCCUGGGCUGAGCUGAAGCUCUACAGACAACUGUUGGAUGGCUCGAAAGCUGCCGAGCCCACGAUUAGUGAAGAGGUUCAUGUCAAGAUCUAUGAGACGAAACCACUGAACUCUUCUCUAUUGAUUCACACAGAGACCCUUGUUCAGACGGUCGCUACAAGAACUGGAGAUUUGACUUUGGACAUCAGAACUGUUGUUGAAAAGUGGAGAGGGAGGACGGACGGCUCCUCUCUGGUUGUGGAAGUAGGACUGGCCAUCGAAGAGGGUACUGAUCCCAAGAGGACCCCUCAGAUGGUCCUGGAGGUAGACCUUGUAGAGCCUAGAUCAGCAGGCAGAAGGAGACGGACUCGCUCCAACAAAGAAGACAACUGCGAUGAAGACGGUCGCUGCUGCCGAAAGUCUGUCAACGUGUCCUUUAAGGAGAUUGGCUGGUCAGACUGGGUCGUUGCCCCCGAUGGUUACAACAUGCACUUCUGUGAUGGCUCCUGCCCCCACAACUACAAGCCAGCUAGCAUGCACGCGCAGGUGAAGUCUCGUCUUCAUCACAUCAACAAGGGAGCAACACCUCGGCCCUGUUGUGUGCCGGCAGCCUAUGAACCUAUGGUCCUCAUGCACUACGACAGUCGGGGAAAGUUGAAGCUCACACCCUUCAAUGACUUGAUUGUCAGCAAAUGCCACUGUGCUUGAGUUCUUCGGGACAAGACCAGGCAAGGACAAAAAAAGAGAGUUGGAAAAAACUUUUUCCUUUUGCCGAGCCAUUAGAUACAAUGUGCUAGCGGUACAUUCUGAAAUAGAAGGGAUACUGUUUUCAAAUGAAGUAAGAAAAUAACAGUUGUCAUGCUCAAUUAGUGACAUUCCUAGUGUCCUUUUUGAUGGUUAAACAAACAAAAAUACCCAACAUCCUCCAUCAUCCAUGGAUUCUGAGAGCAAAAAUAGGUUCAUUGUAAACAAUUCAAGUUACUGUGGAGUGAUGAUUCUGAUAUGUACUAUUUUAUUUGGAAGAUUACACUUAUGUUAGUGUCAUGUGGCCCGUAAUGUCAUAUUCUUCCAAGACUAUGUACAAAAUUACAUUAUUUAUUGUAAUUUAUUUAACAGGGUCUAAAACAUAUUUGUAUUGUUUGUAGUUUUCCAAUGUUACAAUAUUUAGUAUGUUCCUUACAUCACUGUACUUUAAAUAUAUAUUCAAUUGAAUUUAAUGCUAUGUACAGUAUUAUUUCCAAACAUUUUGGAAGUUUGUCCAGAGAAAAUAUACUAUUCUUUAACAUUUCAAUAAUAGUAGUAUGGAUAUUACUACUGUUUAUGUUGGGUCGUUGUGCCUGAAUGCAUCUGUACACAAACUUUACAAUAAAUAUUUUUACAUACAAAUUAUGUUUUUACCCCAUGUGUUUAAUUCCUUAGCAACAGCAACAGAACUUGACAUUCUGACAAGA